Molecule: messenger RNA, 951 nt
Organism: Struthio camelus australis
Lineage: Eukaryota; Metazoa; Chordata; Aves; Struthioniformes; Struthionidae
Source: RefSeq, a predicted model, not a curated record
AUGUCCAUCAGCAACCGGGCUGUGUCCCAUGUCCCUCCCGAGCUGCUCGAACCCUUCCAGAAGGAGCUGUGUGGCCGCAAGGAGCUGCUGCCCUUGCUGAAGAGCCUCUGCAAGCGAUAUCACAACAGCCAAGCCUUGGUCUCUGAUCUGGAUACCUUAGGGGCUAUAGGUGAAGUGUUUCCUACGGUUCACCUGAUACUGGGUGAGCUGCAGAGGUAUGUGGGUCUGCUGGAGCUGAUUCAGCAGUACGCACGCUGGAGGAGAGGGCUGGACCUCCUGCCUCUAAUUGGCAGGACAUGGCCACUUUCAGACACAGGCAAAAAGACUACAGGAUCUGUCCUGCAGGGCGUGGAAGAAGAUGAUACUUCAUCCCAGCUGCCCCUGACUGACCUCCAAGCCUGUGAGACUUUCAUGAGAAACAGAGAUUUGGGAAAAAUUGACUGUGUCUACCUAAAUGUUGCCCUCAGGAGACAGUUCCGACCCUAUGACCUGGUAGUGGUUUCCCAGCACAAGGCAGAACCUCAGCACUAUGUCUUCUCAUCAUUUGGAGCGCUGCACAUGCACCCUGAGGAUGCAGUCAAGACCAUGACACUAGCAGAGUGGCACCGAGAAGCAAUGCUGUGGCAGUUGCUCUGUUGCUUUCCCCUCCUCCAGCACUGCCUUGAGCGUAAAGUCUUUGCUAGCUGGUGGAAGAACAUGAAGGGCCAUCAGAAGCAUCGAAAAGCCCUAAAGAGCCAUCUGCUUCUGGCUGUUCCCCACUUUGCAGCAGCCCUGCUCCACAUUUCCAGACUCCUGCAGGAGCUGCGAUCUGUGCACUGGCUGCCCCAGGAUGACUCCACGUGCUACACCUUUCCUGAACUGGAACUGAAACUAAUGCAAGAGAAUAGCCAUGCCCAAAGCCUGCUCAGGAGAUUCUUUGCCCUCUGUUCAUCCAUACUUGAGUUAACAUAG